AUGACACGAGCAGUCAGCCUAGUCAACCUAGCCAAACUCUCGCACCUCUCCACCCGCACCCGCUACCGCCUCCUCCUUACUUGUUUUGUCCUUACCACCGCCCACCUCCUCUUCUCUGCUUCCCUCAUCCGCUGGUCGUCCAACUUGUCAAAGCCGCCCCGUGCCUCCUCAGAUAACGCCUCCAAGUCUUCCAAUAAUGUUUCCAGCAAGGAACACAUCCCGCCAUACGGCGCCGAAGACGCCGGCCGGCCCGUCGUCCCCCAAGCAAAGCUCCUAAAGGAUUUUUUCACCUGGAACGAAGCGGGUAUUGCCUCCCUGUCUCCGCCUGUCUUCCUCCCUCCCACUCCUCCGUCCCCUCCAAUCACUGACCCCUUCCCCCUCCUCUCUUCCAACUUGCCGCCUCGCAAACUGAGAAGGCUGCUACAGCCACCCGAGAUCAACCGCCCCUCGCAUUUCCGCCACCUCCACCCUUCUCACUCCUCCCAGGGACUUACCCAGCAGCCGUCGAGGUCUUACUUCUCCCGCUUCGGCAGCAAGUCUUUCGGCCGCCGCCCCGACCCUCCCACCUCCUCCCCUUACCACUCCAGCCUCAACCCGACCGGCAUGGCACCGCUGCUGAUCGGGUUCACCCGCAACUGGCCACUCCUAUUGCAAUGUGUGUCCAGUUACAUUGCAGCAGGCUGGCCGGCGGAAGAGAUUUAUGUCGUCGAGAAUACGGGGACGAUGGAUGCGAAUGAGCGGGAGUUGUUGGGGUUGCAGAAUCCGUUUUUUAUGAACCGGACGCAGUUGGGGAUGCUUGGAGUGAACGUUGUUUCCACUCCGACGCUCUUGACGUUUUCGCAGUUGCAGAACUUCUUUGCUUGGACUGCCCUCCAACGCGGCUGGACCGAAUACUUCUGGUCACAUCAAGACCUGAUCGUCUUCUCUUACGAACACCGACACCCAUCGUAUUCCCCAGCUGCCGCUGCCCGAGCCAAGUCGCAGUCCAAGUCCGACAACUUCCUCCACGACGACGAGCCCGAAGAAUACCGCUCUCUUUACGCCAAUGCCCUCCAUACCCUCAACCAAUGCCGCGACCUUUCCCAUCCCAAGUGGGCCCACCACUUCUUCUCCUAUGACCACCUCACCCUCGUCCACCGGGAUGCCAUCCUCUCCGUGGGCGGCUGGGACACGCACAUUCCCUUCUACGGUACCGACUGCGACAUGUACACCCGAUUGAUGUGGGCGGGCUACGCACAGAACGUGUCCACGACGCCAGCGACAAGGGCAGGGCACAUCCUGGACGUGAGCACCGUUCUCGACGACAUCGGCGCGCUGUUCCGCAUUCCGGGCAUCAAAGCUUCCUUCCCCGGCGAUCCUCACCCUAACCCCAAGAAACCCGGUUCAGCAGCAGCGGCGACGGCGAAAGACACGUCCAAGUUCGCGGAAGCUGAAACGUACGCCAGCUUGUUGUCGACGGCCCGCCGCAUGCAACGAGCCAAGUACGCCCGCGGUAACGGCGGGCGGAACAAGAGCUGGCAGGUGAAACAGCAGGGUGGACAAGGAGAGCCGUUUUAUCGGGACGCGGAGGGGUUCGAGGCCGGCAUGCAGAUGUGGAUCGAGUCGGGACGAGCGGUGUUUUCGGAGAAAUGGGGACAUCGCGGGUAUAAUAUCGCGAGGAAGUGGGCGACUGGGAAAAAGACGGGAGAUGGAAAUGGAAAUGGGUUGAAGGAUGGCUGGAGAGUCGAAAGGGAUUGGGAUGCGGAGAAGGAGGGGGGCGGUGGGAUUGGUGGGGGUUGGUAG
This is a messenger RNA of Neurospora tetraspora, 1782 nucleotides long. RefSeq lists its product as uncharacterized. The transcript has 5 exons. Bases 1 to 1782 code for a protein of 593 amino acids. Lineage: Eukaryota; Fungi; Ascomycota; Sordariomycetes; Sordariales; Sordariaceae. The record is from RefSeq and is a predicted model, not a curated record.